AUGAAAUUCUUUAAAAAACUCUUAAAAUGCUUCAAGAAAACCAAAAAACAAAAUAAUAGUUGGGAUAAUAUUUGCGAAAAAGUUGAGUCUUGGUCAACAAAGUCAAUGGACGAUAAAGAAGAAUCUUUUGAAACCACCUUACCGACUGUUGAAUUUGAUAAUCAAUUCUCUGUUCUUGAAUUAAAAUUUUAUACAAGAUAUGAAGAAUAUGUUGACGAUGUGAGAAAAGAAGACACUGAGAAAUAUGAGAAAUUCAAGAUGUAUUUCUUAUUUUUGGAUGCACAUAUACGUAGUUACUAUAAUCUCUUUCACAAUGCGAUAUGGUACUACAACAAAACUGGUGCAUUCGAUUUAUUGCUCUGGAGAAGAAAGCAAUAUGAAGAGGAUUUUGA
Molecule: messenger RNA, 392 nt
Organism: Dentiscutata erythropus
Lineage: Eukaryota; Fungi; Glomeromycota; Glomeromycetes; Diversisporales; Gigasporaceae
Source: the annotation of a GenBank genome assembly